This is a messenger RNA of Anolis sagrei ordinatus, 2559 nucleotides long. RefSeq names its product lamin B1 (gene LMNB1). The record is from RefSeq and is a predicted model, not a curated record. Lineage: Eukaryota; Metazoa; Chordata; Lepidosauria; Squamata; Anolidae. Gene Ontology annotation, molecular function: structural constituent of cytoskeleton. Gene Ontology annotation, cellular component: nuclear lamina; nuclear envelope. Gene Ontology annotation, biological process: protein localization to nuclear envelope; heterochromatin formation; nuclear envelope organization.
CUAGCUCCUGUGCUUUAUUGUUUUUCUUUCAAACCGGGGGUUUUUGUAACGGGAAGGCUUUGUGGGCUGCCGCUCUUAACCCCUUCCGGCCCGGGCUUUGUCUUUUCCUCCUUCUCUCGCCUGCCUGCCUUGCUUUUCCCGCCAUGGCGGCGAUGGCGAUGGCCUCGACGCCGGUGGGGCAGCGGACCCGGAGCAGCGCGGCCAGCACCCCCUUGAGCCCCACGCGCAUCUCCCGCCUCCAGGAGAAAGAGGAGCUGCGCGAGCUCAACGACCGCCUGGCCGUCUACAUUGACAAGGUGCGGAGCCUGGAGCUGGAGAACAGCGCGCUCCACCUCCAGGUCACCGAGCGCGAGGAGGUGCGCGGGCGGGAGCUCACCGGCCUCAAGUCCCUCUACGAGGCCGAGUUGGCCGACGCCCGCCGCGCCUUGGACGACACGGCCCGCGAGAGGGCCAAGCUCCAGAUCGAGCUGGGCAAGGUCCGCGCCGAGCACGACCAGCUCCUCGGAAGCUAUGCAAAAAAAGAAUCUGAGCUUAAUGGAGCCGUAGCUAGACUUCGAGAGUAUGAAGCAGCUCUGAAUGCUAAAGAAGCAGCACUUGCCACAGCCCUUGCUGAUAAGAAGAGUCUAGAGGGAGACCUUGAAGAUCUGAAAGAUCAAAUUGGUCAGCUUGAAGUUACUUUAGCAGCUGCUAAAAAACAGCUGGUUGAUGAAACAUUACUGAAGGUGGAUCUUGAAAAUCGCUGUCAAAGUUUGAUUGAAGACUUGGAAUUUCGAAAAAAUAUAUACGAAGAGGAAAUCAAUGAAACAAGAAGAAAGCACGAAACACGUCUUGUUGAGGUGGAUUCUGGACGACAAAUAGAAUAUGAACACAGAUUGGCCCAAGCCCUUCAGGAAAUGAGAGAGGAGCAUGAUGCACAAGUGAAAUUGUACAAGGAGGAACUUGAAGAGACUUACCAUGCCAAACUUGAGAAUGCAAGACUGUCCUCUGAAAUGAGUAGUUCUGCAGCCAGCACAGUAAGAGAAGAACUAAUGGAAAGUCGCAUGCGCAUUGACAGCCUUUCUUCCCAACUUGCUAAUUUGCAGAAAGAGUCUCGAGGAUGGCUAGAGAGGAUGCAAGAACUGGAGGAAAUCCUUGCUAAAGAACGAGAUAACUUCCGCAGGACACUCUCUGAAAAAGAAAGGGAGAUGGCAGAAAUAAGGGAUCAGAUGCAGCAGCAGUUAAAUGAUUAUGAACAACUGCUAGAUGUAAAACUGGCUUUGGAUAUGGAAAUCCAUGCAUACAGGAAGCUCUUGGAAGGUGAAGAAGAAAGGUUGAAACUGACUCCAAGCCCAUCUUCUCGAGUGACAGUCUCUCGGGCAUCAUCAAGCCGAAGUGUGCGUACCACAAGGGGGAAAAGGAAGAGGGUGGAUGUUGAAGAAUCAGAGGCCAGUAGCAGUGUUAGCAUCUCCCAUUCUGCUUCUGCUACCGGAAAUAUCUGCAUUGAGGAGAUUGAUGUAGAUGGGAAGUUCAUUCGUUUGAAGAAUACUUCAGAUCAGGAUCAACCAAUGGGAGGUUGGGAGAUGAUCAGAAAAAUUGGAGACACUUCUGUCAGUUAUAAGUAUACCUCACGAUAUGUGCUGAAAGCAGGCCAGACUGUUACCAUAUGGGCCGCUAAUGCUGGAGUAGUGGCCAGUCCUCCUUCAGACCUCAUCUGGAAGAAUCAGAACUCUUGGGGCACUGGCAAAGAUGUGAAAGUUGUCUUGAAAAACCCUCAGGGAGAGGAGGUUGCUCAGAGAAGCACAGUCUUCAAAACAACCAUACUUGAAGCUGAGGAGGGAGACGAAGCAGAAGAAGAAGCAGCUGAAGCUGUGGAAGAGGAGGAUCUGUUCCACCAGCAGGGAGAUCCACGAGCGGCUAACAAAAGCUGUGCAAUUAUGUAAACUCCAGUCAUCUAUAUUUCUGAAUUAUGUUAAUCCCUUCCUGCAGAGGAGAACCUCCUUGGAAGCACAACAUAUUUUUAUAUUUCCUUUUGUGAAUUUUAAAGCUGUGUCUGGCCUUAAUUUCCUUUGUCACAGAGAUGGGGGAUUUUUGUAAGUGAACCCGUAUAUAUAGCUUUUUGAAAUGUGAAAUAUCGACACUGAAUAAUCUGGGUUUUCCCCACCCCCAAAACAGCCCUCACUUUUAUGAUGGUCCUUUUUAAUAUUCUCAUUCAAAAGUAAACUACUGUGUGAGGGUUUGGUUGUUAGACUAGCCAUCUGCUCUUGUCCUUUUACAUCCUUAGGUGCUUUUGGAAGGGGAGGGAAAGGUGAAUUCAAAGAAACUUUUGUACUGAAAACUUUUGUAUUUUAGCAAUCAAGUUACGUAAAUUUUACUUGGAAUAUUUGUAAAGAACCUUUUUCUAGCAGUUGCAUCAUGAAUAGAAAGAUGAAGGAUUUGAAAAAAAAAUCCUUUGCUAGUUUUACUUUAGAUACUAAAUCAGGAUAUGGGCUUAUGUUAAUGUGUUAGGUGUGUUCUUAAAUCUAGUGUAACUUGCAUACUUUUUCCAUGUGAAAUUAACAAAUAAAAGAUAUCUUCAGACAA